AUGUUUUCAUGGGGAGAGGACUGGCAGCAGGGCUUUCGCUUGAAAAGACCCUCAAAUAUUUCACCUGCUGAUGGAGUACGCUCUUUAAACCUCAGCUUUCAAGUCACAGAUCUUUCAGCAGGUCACAGACUGCUUGGCUUCAUUAAAAGAAAUGGGGAUGCUUACAUCAUUCACACAGUUGAGAGCCAAGAUGAGGGUAGAGUGAGAGGGAAACAGAAGAUUGUGAAAUGUGAAGAGAAGAUUGAGGCUGUGAGUUGUGGUGAAGAUGUGGUGAGGAUUCUGUCUGAAAGUGGCAUCGUUUUUUGUGUGGAUCAAGCUCGCCCUCCUUUCAGUCCCAGCGCACCAGAAGCACUGCGCAACAAACAGGUGUCUCAGGUGACUUGUGGGAGCCAGCAUACAGUCGUUUUGACAAAAGAUGGUCAGUUGUAUACUUGGGGCCAGGGCUCCAGGGGGCAGCUGGGUCUGGGCACAAAUGAGCAAUACGUGAAUUCACGCCAGCAUGUCAGAUCUUUGUCAGCGAUCCCAGUGGUCCAGGUCGCUGCAGGUGGAGAGCAGAGCUUCGCCCUCUCUGUCUCUGGAGGAGUGUUUAGCUGGGGCAGAAACGACUGUGGACAGCUUGGACUGGGUGACACUCAAGACAGACAUACACCGACUCCGGUUCAUUACCUAAACAUGAAGAAAACUGUUUCCAUUUCCUGUGGGAAGGACCACACUGCUGCUCUGACAAAGGACGGUGCAGUGUUUACAUUUGGCUCUGGUCAAUAUGGACAGCUUGGUCACAACUCGUUACAAAAUGAACAGCGUCCUCGGCUUGUUGCAGAGCUCUGGGGGGCAAAGGUCACAAAGGUUGCAUGUGGGAGCUAUCACACACUGGUACUGACAGAAUCCAAGAAGGUGUACUCGUUUGGGUGUAAUGAACAAGGGCAGCUGGGACGUGGAGAAGAGACUCAGGCAUCAGUGCCACUACCUGUGCAACUGCCACAUGGCUGA
Messenger RNA from Neolamprologus brichardi, 990 nucleotides. NCBI's taxonomy places the organism in Eukaryota, Metazoa, Chordata, Actinopteri, Cichliformes, Cichlidae. The record is from RefSeq and is a predicted model, not a curated record.